AUGUCUCUCAAGUACUUGCUAGUGUUGUUCCUAGGCCUGGUGCUCUUCACGAGCGCCAUCGCGGAGGAGCUCGACCACCGCCACCACCCGUUCAAGAAGGAAAGGCCCCCAAAGGAGCACAAGCCGCCCCACAAGCACCACCCCGGCGGCGGCCGACUCCUCUUGAAGUACGCUGAGGAAGAUGGACACAAGCCGUUCCCCAAGCACAAGCCUCCACAUCACCACCACCCUCACGGCCAUAUUCUCGCCGAGGAGGUCGCUGAGGAGGACCGCAAGCCGUUCCCCGAGCACAAGCCGCCCAAGAAGGAGGACAAGCCACCAAAGGGUAAGGGCGAGAAGCCGCCAAAGGAGCACAAGCCACCAUUUGAGCACCACCCAGAGCCGAAGCCAAAGGGCCCUCCUUUCCACGACAAGCCGCCCAAGAAGGAGCACAUGCCACCAAAGGGUAAGGGCGAGAAGCCCCCGAUGAAGCACAAGCCACCGUUUGAGCACCCCCCAGAGAAGAAGCCAAAGGGCCCUCCUUUCCCCCACAAGCCAGCCCACAAGCCUCCUACUGAGAACUGA
Molecule: messenger RNA, 564 nt
Organism: Syzygium oleosum
Lineage: Eukaryota; Viridiplantae; Streptophyta; Magnoliopsida; Myrtales; Myrtaceae
Product: early nodulin-75-like
Exons: 1
Coding region: 1-564 (187 amino acids)
Source: RefSeq, a predicted model, not a curated record